GCUGUGUUUUGUUGUUCCGCGCCCACGACCCGCUGUGACAGGUGAGCGGAACCGGGUCGGACCCGCUGACUUGACUGACUGACGUUCGCGUGACGAAGGCGGGGAGGAAGAAACGCUCGAUGUGUUUCUCUUCCACUAAAAUGAAAGCGCAGCUCGGGUUUGUUUCCAAACGAGUUGCUAUAAACGAGGCUCCUCACAACUCGCUGCUCAGCUGACGAGGAACCAGACAAACCUGCGAGAUGGCUGACAAAAUCAUCGUUUUCAUUGACCUGGAGGCCACUGGAUUAGAUACAUCACAAUGUGACAUCAUCCAACUGGCUGCUGUCUGUGAGGAGAAGGUCUUCAAUAAAUUUGCUGUCCCUCAUCAACACAUGACUGACAGCGCCAAAGAGGUCACAGGCUUCAGAGUGCGUUCCGGCCGCCUGUUCCGCCGCGGGUCUCUCGUGGAAACCGUCCCAAUCGUUGACCUUCUGACCUCCUUCAUCGACUUCCUGCGCUCUUUCCGAGACCCCGUAGUGCUGGCGGCCCACAGUGUGAUGCGUUUCGACGCGCCCGUGCUCACCAGAGUGAUGAAGAAACACCACCUGUUCCCUCAGUUCCAGGAGGUGGUGUCGGGCUUCCUGGACACCUUCCUGCUCAGCAAGAGACUCUUCCCGAACAUCAGGGGCUAUUCACAGGUGUCUUUAGUCAGUAACUUUCUGGGGAAGUCCUACGAUGCUCACAAUGCAGAGGAGGACGCCAAGAUGCUGCAGGAGCUGUAUAAGGUGUGGAGACCUGAUGAGUCCAAGGUUGUGGCAAAUACUUUUAAAGUAAAUGAAAAGUACUUUUACUAAAGGAAAAGUCUAAUAACCAACCGAUAUAUCAACAGAAACAAAAUGGUUCUGAGUGAGAAUAAAUGUGGCUUCUUUUAUGUCCUCAUGCUCCUCUAAAUCAAUGGAAAUAUUUAUACACAAUGAAAUGACAUGAGGGUUAAAUUAUUAUUAUUAUUUUGUAAUCAGAGAAUAGAAAAGAAUGAGACCUGUUUAAUUUAUUUAGUCCUGCGGCUCAGUCUAUUUCUACGAACCAUUAUAACUUAACUUUCUGUACAUUCCUAAAAUCUCUUAAAUCAUAGAAAUCACACAGGGAUUUUAUAUAGAAAUUUGUCUUCUGCUUGUCUUGUAAAAGAAAAUGAAAAUAUUUUAUAUGCGUCGUAUAUCUCUUAUGCACCAUAGAGUAAAAAAAUAAAACAAAGCAUGUAGGGUCUUACAUACUUUGUGUGUAUCAUGGAUUCUAGGAUUUUCUUUUUGAUUAAAUACUGACAUCAUGAAAACUA
Poeciliopsis prolifica (blackstripe livebearer) is the source of this 1312-nucleotide messenger RNA. RefSeq names its product DNA polymerase III PolC-type-like. The transcript has 3 exons. Gene Ontology annotation, biological process: DNA catabolic process. The coding region runs from base 240 to 833 and encodes 197 amino acids. The record is from RefSeq and is a predicted model, not a curated record. Gene Ontology annotation, cellular component: cytoplasm. Lineage: Eukaryota; Metazoa; Chordata; Actinopteri; Cyprinodontiformes; Poeciliidae. Gene Ontology annotation, molecular function: 3'-5'-DNA exonuclease activity; nucleic acid binding.